AUGCCUUUGUUUCGCAAAAAGCACAAAUCCCCGUCGCCUGCUGCAUCUCCCGCCUUUCGUUCGGUCGAGCAACUGACCGUACCCCCUCCGUCCACCGGUUCGUCACCUCGUGUUCCUCCUGAAGAUCUUGCGUUUUAUCAGCGCUUCUCCGACCAUCGCCUCCCCACUUCUCCUGCGGACCCGCCAGACAACUCGUAUUGUCAACAACACCACCAACAACCACAACAACAACACGACCAUCCCCAUCCCCAUCAGCUAUAUCAUCAGAAUCAUCAGAAUCAUCAGAAUCAUCCUGAUCAUCAGAACCAUUCCGAACAUCCACCUUCGUAUCAAUCGACAAUCACUCGGUCGCAAAGCCAUCACUCUCCCACUCUGCUCAACUCGUCCAGCGUGGACAGGGCGUCUGAGCAACCGGCUUUGGCCCCCGUCGCUCACAAUAGCAAUAAACAGGAUCCGCCACAAAAGCCCCGCAGGAAACUAUUCGGCCUACACUCCUCCUCGUCCUCGUCCUCGUCGACAGGCUUCUUGGAACGCAGCCUAUCCGUCAAAGGUACUUCCUCGUCGCAGUCGUCCCGCCAGCGACGGCAUCAGCAACAACUGUCACUAGACACCCAUCGAACGCAUCGCGAUCGAGAUCAUCACAAGAGUCCCCGAAAUAUCCAUUACCAUUCCUCGUCCGAGACAGUGCCCGAGGACCAUGUGGUAGACCCGAACCUGGGUAGCUCACAGUCUCUCCUCAUGCAGCAGGACACGACAUCAGCUCAUCAGCGACCUCCCCGUUCCCCGCAGCACCCGCCUUCCAUUCAGCGAUCCAACACCGAUCCUAGCCUUCUCGAGAAAUUAUACAAUUCGUCACCUGUGGACUCGGUUUCUAGGCAACCUGUCGACCCUUCCCACGUCAUCUCUAAUCAGUCACAGACGCAUUUACAGCAGCAGCAGCAGCAACAGUCGCCUGUUUCCCAACUUCAAGUGGAGCCACCGUUGAGUGCACGACCUCCAUCGCGACAGUCCGUGGGGCCGCCCUCUCCGUUGCCCCCAUUCUCCCAUCAACCGGAUCUGCACGCAUCCUGCGCCAACCAGAGCUGCAUGGCUUCAUCGUCGGACCGACCGGCCGGUCCCCCACAGACGCAGCCUCAAGGUCACCCGUCCUUCCAAGGUGGCAGUCAGCCGAACGCCACAGAGUCGGGGCGCAGCACGCCUCCUGUCAAUUCGAGCAGACGAGAUGAUCUGGGCGAGAUCGAUGUGCGAGCUUUGCUUCAAAAGCAUGAUGAACUCCAGGCCAAGUACUCCAAAGUGAAGCGGUACUAUUUCGAGAAAGAUGCUCAGGUGCAGCAACUGCAGAAUACUGUGGCUCAUCAGCGCAUGGCCGUGUCCCGAACGGUCCUCGACGAUAACGAAUAUGUAAACCGGUUCGCGCGGCUUGAUGGCGCCAUCAAGGACCUGGCCUUUUCCAUUCGAAGAGACUGGAAGAGCCUGCCCACCUGGUUGUCUGGCCAUGUCAAUGAGGACGCACACGCAACCGGCAUGAAGGAAAUGACGGCCAUUGGCCGCGCGACGAUGAGCCGAUGGCUGGUGGAAGAGAUCUUUGAGCGGCAUUUCCAUCCAGCUCUGGAACCGAACUUGAGCAUGCAGCUCAAGAGCAUCGAGAUGAACCUGCGCCGGCAACAGACCAAGGCCUACACGGACGAGGAUCGCGAGAAUGCGAUCGCGCGGAUCUCCAACUGGCGCCGAACGACAUUUGACGGCCUCACGGACUCGCUGCAGGGCAAAGCCGCGGAGGAAAACCGGGCGCAGCUCAUUGAUCAUCUCGUGGAGAAAUUUGUCGCGUGUCUGGAGAUGAACCUGUGUGAGCCUCCGCCGGCGGGGCUCGAGAACGGCGCACGGAUGAUCGUGGAGAACGCCGUGAGCAUUUCGGAGAAGAUCCCGCUGGAGUCGCGCGACAUCUGUGUCGAGUACUUCAUGCCGGGGACGCUGGUGCCCCCUACGCGAGGCUCGAUCGAGCACGAGGGCGCUCACGAAGGAUUUGUCGAGGAUGGCGACGGCGAGUCCGUGCCCCCGUCGGGCGGUAGCAACUCGAUGGAUGGGGCAUCCGGGGCAGCAGGAUCCACCCCCGGACGCGAACAGCGCAUGAGAUCGGUGUUCAACACGUUGAUGGGCAAGCGGCAGGUCCCGGCCGUCGAGGCGAGCCACGGCGGCAAGGAGAUGAAAGAGCCGGUGGAGGAACGAAGCGGCGGCCGGAUCCGAUUUGCCUCGUUCCUGAGCGCAGAAGUACGCGGGAGAGGACCUACGAAUGUAUUGGUCAAGGCGCCUGUAUAUUUGAUAUGA
Messenger RNA from Aspergillus novofumigatus IBT 16806, 2325 nucleotides. RefSeq lists its product as uncharacterized. The coding region runs from base 1 to 2325 and encodes 774 amino acids. The transcript has 4 exons. Lineage: Eukaryota; Fungi; Ascomycota; Eurotiomycetes; Eurotiales; Aspergillaceae. The record is from RefSeq and is a predicted model, not a curated record.